Condylostylus longicornis is the source of this 1778-nucleotide messenger RNA. RefSeq names its product protein C12orf4 homolog. Lineage: Eukaryota; Metazoa; Arthropoda; Insecta; Diptera; Dolichopodidae. Gene Ontology annotation, cellular component: cytoplasm. The transcript has 2 exons. The coding region runs from base 82 to 1644 and encodes 520 amino acids. The record is from RefSeq and is a predicted model, not a curated record.
UUAUACUAUUGUUAUCGGAUUUUUUUUUUUUGAAAAAUAUAAUUUGCGAAACGCCUAUUUUUCUGAUACAUAGCUAAAAAAAUGGAAGAUCAAAGAGUUGUUGAAUUUAUCUAUGACUUUGAUAAUCUAGGAACCCCAGAAACUAUUAAAGAAAAUAUUAUCAUUCCUUUCCCUUUAAACCAAGUUGAUGAAUUGGUAAACAAGAUAAUUAAAUCUGAUGAAGUACUUUUGUUUAUGGAUUUUAAUAAAGAAUUAAAAGAAAAAUUAACUUUGUUUGUACGUGAAGAAAACCAGAAAUUUUAUGAUGAUCAGGAUGAUUAUUUAAUAGAAAAAUUCAAAAAUGGAGAAAUUGACACUGAAGAGAUCGUGCGAAAUUUGGAGAAACUAUAUAAAGAGGAAGUUUUAGAAUAUGCAGAUCGAAUUGGACCAACUGAUGAUGAAAUAUUUGCGCAAUCGUUUCAUCGAUUGGUCCAUUCGUCAUCGUGUUUACCAGAUAUACUUGAAAAAGAAAAAGCAUAUGCACGUGUGAUAGCUGAGAUGACAAAACGAAUGGAAACAGAAAUUGAAAAUUUAAACGCUCAACAACAAGAUGAAAUGAAAGAAUACAUAGAUCAACUUGAUGUUUCAAAAACCUCGGAAGAUAUUAAUAACUUACUAGCUAGGCAUUAUUCAACACAAAAUUAUGUGAGAAAAAAAUGGGAAUCAGAAUUGGAAGCAAAACGGGGCCAUCAGAAAAAUGAAUAUCGGGAAUGGGUAACAGGUCAAGUUGGAAAAUUAUUUGAAACUUCUUCACCAGUAACGACACCAGUGGGAAGCCGUUCUUCAACAUUCAUCUCACAAGCACCAUCAAUGGAAGAAAGUUUCACCAUUCACUUAGGAUCUCAAUUAAAACAUAUGCACAACAUUCGAAUAUUAGGUGCUAAUAUUUAUGAUUUAUGUAGUCCACUGCAUGCUGAUGAAAGUUUAAAUGGAUUAAAUAUGGCACUUGGUUUAUAUUCAAGUUCCUUAUGCGGUGUUGUCGUUUUAACACCAUCUGGACAAAUUCGAGCAAAUAAUCAAAUUAUAAAAAAUGCAAACAUGUCAACAGAAUUCCAUUUUGAUCAGAUCGAUGAACAAUUAGAUAAAAUAAUGUCAGAUGUGAAUGGUGUGUGUGAACAGAAACAAAACUCAAAUGGGAGUCCCAUAAAAGUAACACCACGAUUAAAAACUGGUGACUUUUUUAUUACGAAACAUUCGAAUUUGUCUCAAUCACAUGUUAUAUUUCAUUUAAUAUCAGACGAACCCCAUGCUUCCGAAAUUAACUCGCGUCAUCCAGUUAUUUUAGGCUUACGAAAUAUCAUGAAAGUAGCAAGUAGACAUGAUAUUGUAACUUUAACAAUACCAGCACUUUUAAGACAUGAAAUGUCCGAGGACAUGACAGUUCAAUGGUGUGUUCGAAGAGCCGAAUUGAUAUUUAAAUGUGUUAAGGGUUUUAUGAUUGAAUCAUCAACAUGGGGUGGUGCUGAAUUGAGUACUUUGCAAUUUCUUUUGCCGUUUGAUAUAUCAGAGGAAUUAUUUAAUACAUUAACAGCGAUGGUUCCAAAUGUAUUUAGAGUGGCAAAUCCUAAAAUACUAGUUGAUAAUACAAGUCGUAAAGAUUCGUAAUGUUAUUAAUUCGAAAAAAUAUUUUAAAAAAUAUUCUAUUCACAUAAAUUGUUUUAUUUUCAAAUUGUGAUACACCGAAUACGACAUUUAUAACUUGCUAAUAUAAUAUUUAUUUAAAAAAGCCUCAUCUUAAC